AUGAGGCUGUCAGCCCUCCUUCGCCCUCAGUGCUAUCGCCAUCGACAGUAUGGCUGUUAUCUUCGAUCGGCAUCAUACAAGUAUGCCGAGGUCAGAUGGUACGCGCCAGGUGCGUUAAUACGAUACAACUCGACAGCAGCAACGACGACGUCGAAGACGUCAACAACUGACUCUAUUGUCGAAACUCUUGAACAAGGACAUAUCUCUGUAGGGCCCGAUGAGGAGCUCUUGUUUAUUAAUAACAUACUCCCUCUCAGGCUCCAAUGGCUCUAUAGACUGCUUUGGAUCGGAGAUUCUCACGCCGUCGAUCAAGUCUUAAAACACGUCGACAAACCCUCCUACGCUGCAGCAGACCACUGGGCGAUCGUGAGACGAGCAUUACCGCCGGAUCUACACAUCGACGUCAAACAGGUCAUACCUCGACUCAGUGAGGGCGGAUUGUUUAUCAAAUACUCACUUGCCGAUGGGGAAAAGAGGACAAAAGGGGAAAUAGCAACCGCCGUUGAUAAAUACCUAAAGGAACAUCCUAUCCGUCCAUGGUUCAAUCCGUUCGAUCGUGUUGGAGUCGGGCGUGUUUUGGGCAAGCCAUGGAUUGAGGAUAUGUACCACUUCCCCAGCCCAAAGCUGAAAGUUGAAUUUCUGCCGUCGUCAUCAAAUGCCACCCCAGCGGAAUUGACUCCAGAGGCAUUGUACUCUCUCUUUCGCAGAUACGGCAAGAUCAAGGAUAUUGAGCGACAGCCGCCCGAUUCGAAGGUUCUUCCCAAGUAUGCAAUUGUCGAGUUUACUAGGGCCAAAUAUGCAAUCCUGGCCCGGAGCUGCACUCACGGUGUUACCAUACCAGAAACUGUCAGCGGCGAUGGCGUUGGAGGAUCGGUACUAAGGAUAACUUACGAACGCAAGAUCAAAGCUCAUUGGAUCAGGGAUUGGCUGUUCAAUCAUCCCCGAAUUGUGAUUCCUGCAGUUGCAGCAUUGAUUGCGGGGAUCACAGUCAUUAUAUUCGAUCCUAUCCGCACAUUCUUCAUCAAGAUGAAAGUCAAAUACCUGCUCAAUGCGGAAGAUCAGCCGUUGUGGUCGUGGAUUCGAAAAGAGGUUCGCAGAGCCAACAUUUUAUCAUUUAAGAGGGGGAACGAAAAGAACGUGCUCCGAGCCUUGUCGGAUGACCGGAAAGAAGAGAUUAACCAGCUACAAUCAUGGCUGGGCGAGAAUGGGAAUACAUUCAUCGUUGUCCAGGGGCCUCACGGGUCCGGAAAGAGAGAGAUUGUUAUGGACCAGGCACUAAAAGAUCGAAAACACAAGCUAGUUAUCGAUUGCAAGCAAAUUCAGGACGCGAGAGGCGAUGCAGCUACGAUUUCUGUUGCGGCUCAGCAAGUAGGUUACCGACCGGUUUUCUCAUGGAUGAAUAGUUUCAGCAGCUUCAUUGAUUUGGCUUCUCAAGGUAUCAUUGGUACCAAAGCUGGGUUUUCCGAGACCUUAGACUCUCAGUUGAGUAAGAUAUGGACAAAUACUGCUACAGCUUUGAGACAGAUUGCGCUUGAGACGAAAAAGAAGGAAAAUAGCACCAUGUCGGACGACGACUACCUAGAGGCGCACCCCGAGAAGAGACCAGUCGUUGUAAUCGACAAUUUCUUACACGGAGGUCGCGAGAGUAAUAUAAUCGAUGAUAAACUAGCAGAAUGGGCCGCUGCUCUUGUUACUGGCAAUAUCGCACAUGUCGUCUUCCUUACUCCAGAUGCCUCGUAUUCCAAAACGCUCAGCAAAGCACUUCCAACUCAGGUCUUUCGCUCAAUUUCAUUAGGUGAUUGCUCAUUGGAAAUUGGCAGAAACUUCAUUAUUCGAUAUUUGCAGAACCACGAUGAGGAGGACAGCGAUGGUGAUGAGUCACCUUCGCCGAAGAAGAGCACACCACCACAAGGCUUGGAAGAUUUGGAUAGGUGUAUUGAGAUUGUUGGUGGUCGUUUGACGGACUUGGAGUUCAUGGCGCAUAGAAUCAAAUCUGGCGAGAGUCCAAAGAGCGCUGUCAAACACAUAAUCGAGCAAGCAGCUACUGAAAUUGUCAAGGCCUACGUUCUCGAAGAUAAUACCACCCACGACAACGACUCCCCGACCUGGACACGCGAACAAGCAUGGUAUCUCAUCAAGAGCAUCGCUGAAGACCGAAACGGCACAGUUCCUUACAGCACCAUCAUUGUUUCAGAUUUGUUCAGCGGAACAGACGGUGAAAAGACUCUAGCUGCGCUCGAACAACGUGAACUCAUCAGCGUAGUAAACGUACACGGUCGUCCCGCAUCAAUCAAACCAGGCCGUCCUAUCUUCCACGCCGCAUUCAAAUACCUCACACAAGACGAUAUAUUAAGACACAGAUUAGAUCUGGGUAUAGUACGUGAACUUAUCAACAGAGAGAACGAAAAGAUCGCCAAAUAUGAGACUGAAUUGAAACUGUUCAACGAUUGGAAGAAAUAUGAAAAAUAUCCGCAUGGUUUAAGAUCGAGGAUGGAGUGGCUGGCAGACAGUGUACUAGAUUCCCAUUGGAAGGUGCGCGACCUUCAGAGGCAGAGUAGGGAUUUGAUCAUGUUUUUGAAGACGGCGGAGUAGAUUGUUUCCCCCGAAUUUGUAUAUUAAGGCAUACUUGGACAAUCUCAGAUUUUGUAUGAACGCAUUGGACUCAUGAAUAUAGUCAAGUUUCAUUU
Talaromyces stipitatus ATCC 10500 is the source of this 2687-nucleotide messenger RNA. RefSeq names its product RNA12 protein, putative. Gene Ontology annotation, cellular component: mitochondrial inner membrane. Lineage: Eukaryota; Fungi; Ascomycota; Eurotiomycetes; Eurotiales; Trichocomaceae. The record is from RefSeq and is a predicted model, not a curated record. The transcript has 3 exons. The coding region runs from base 1 to 2592 and encodes 863 amino acids. Gene Ontology annotation, molecular function: RNA binding.